Alternaria arbusti is the source of this 1839-nucleotide messenger RNA. RefSeq lists its product as uncharacterized. The record is from RefSeq and is a predicted model, not a curated record. Bases 1 to 1839 code for a protein of 612 amino acids. The transcript has a single exon. Lineage: Eukaryota; Fungi; Ascomycota; Dothideomycetes; Pleosporales; Pleosporaceae.
AUGAGCCAGACACCAACCGCAAAUCUUGACGUGGAUCCGCCGUCGUCUCCACCCCAUACCGGGAUUCGCGCCUCUGCGGGAGACCUUCAAAAGGAGAUCACUGAGCCCGAAGGAUACAGCGCGACCAGUAGCCUCGUUGACGCUUUUAGCCACACCGAUAAUACCACUAAGAGUCCUACACGCUCAUCGCAUACGGCUAAAAUCGACCGCAAUCGUCCACUCCCGCGCUCUACACGCCGCCUCUCCGAUAUCCAAGACCUCGACGCCACGGAAACCGCUGAGCAGGAGAAGGCGGGGCCGUUUCAGAUGGACGACCACCAUGAUACAGUGGACGAAGAGGAAGACCUGGCGGAACUGGAGGCGCUGAUAUUACCGCAGGAGAUGCAGUCGUCCCCUCGGCAGCUCGAGGCGUCUCCUACAUCAGAAUGGCAACCCAUCGACAAGUCUUUGUGGGACCCUGCCGGGUUUCCGACCAAGUCCGGAUGGCGCUCCAUCAACGACCCAGCGUUCGGCGAGAACCUCAGCCAGGAGAUAUCCAUAGAUAAGCCCUCAUGGGAUACCGCCGGUUUCCAGACAGACUCGGGAUGGCGGUCAAGCAACGAUCCAGACUUCGACGAAGACUUUAUCGAAGAGACGCCCACAGACGAGCCAUCAACGGCGCACGCAGGCGAAGUACCCGAGGAAGGCGAUGAAGACUCGGUGGCGGAUUUCCCAUCUGAUCCUGCUGACGAUGCGAAACCUUUGAGAGAGCCGGAUGAUACCGACAAUGUACUGGACGAAAAGUACUUCAAGCACAACGGCUACCUGAACUACAUCAACAACGUCGAGGACGGAGAUGAAUCUGACUCUGCGACGGAGGACAAGAAGAAAGGUGUUCAAACCAAGCUCAAGACAACGAAGAAGAAGGAACUCAAAGUUGUCUUCGGCUCCUCGCCUGGCAAGUCCGCGGUGCCUGGAAAGUCUUUGCCAUCGCCAAAGAAGUCUACCAAGACAUCCACCCAGCCGCCGGCCACAGGAGACACAUUGACAAAAGGCACCGGCCGCGAUAACCUCAAGGUCGACGCUAAAGCUGAGCGAAGCUCCAGUCCUGCUUCCUCUUCGGAUGAAGCUAGCGGAUGGGAGGUGGUAGACGGCAACAUCGACGCCCCACGGACGGGCAACAAGUCUGUCCACAAGCUCACGAUCAAACUCCAUAACAACGUGACCGGUGAGUCCAAGACCGUCACGUACACCGACGUCGAGCAAGAUGACAUCGACUGGAAGUCCAAGCCCCAGAUCGUCGCGAUAACACAAUGGCGCACCGACGUUUUCAAGCAACAUGGAAUCGGCACCAAGAAGGCUGCGUACCCGUACACUCCACUGGAGGACGCCUGGAUGACGCUCUUCCACAGAAAGCUGCGCGCAACUAUCGAUGCGGGUCACGUCAUCAAACUCCCUGGUCCAGUCUCAGUGAUGGAAGCGUUCAACGCCUUUUUCGAAGGCAAGGUGCUCAAAGACGCGAACGGUGCUGAUGCACCCUCUAGACCACAGCGCGACGUGUCAUCCAUCCGUGGAAAGCUUGAUGGCAGGGUUAGCAAAGUUGCUACAGAGAGGAAGAACAUGAGAGGACUUCUAGAAGGGAAGACAGGCGGUGUUUUGUUUGUUCCGAAUGUGACAGAGGACGAGCUGAGGCAGUUUCAGGUGGAUGAGUCGGUUGCGGUUGACGACCCGACUGAGGUUGGUAAGAACGCGGCCUUGGAUGUUGAGGGGAAGAAGAGCAGGCGGCCGUCACCGAAGAGGAAGCGGGAUGAGAACGAUGCGGGGGAUAUGUUGGCGAAGAAGACGAAGCGAGUUAGCUGA